This is a messenger RNA of Acanthoscelides obtectus, 511 nucleotides long. NCBI's taxonomy places the organism in Eukaryota, Metazoa, Arthropoda, Insecta, Coleoptera, Chrysomelidae. The record is from the annotation of a GenBank genome assembly.
GCCUAUCCGAAGGCAAUGUUUUGAGUGCAGUGAAACGAGAGGUAGAGCGGUGAGACUUGAGGGCACUUAGGAAAUCUGUUGAACACAGAUUGUCUGUAGAGCAGAAAAAGCAGAAAGAGAGGUUUGACAAGACGAGGAUACAAGCUUAAAAGUAUCUAGUGGAUGAUGUCGUCAUGGUGUUGAAGACGGAUGCACCGUGUACUGGUGCCAGCAGAAAAUUGGUGCCGAAAUAUAAGGGACCUUUUAAAGUGACGAAGGUUCUCUAUAACGGUCGAUACGAGGUGGUUGACCUGAGAGAAAACUACAAGAGAUACAAGACUGUAGUUGCUACAGAUAAGAUGAAACCAUGGAUCUUACUACGUGAUGCUGAUUUUUCUGGGUCUGAGGACAGACACAGCAGCAGGAUGGCCGAAUGUGAUGAAUCUUCAAACUAGACAUACAUUCUUGAUGCGCCACUGGUACUACCGUGUAGCCAAGGGACAAGGAAUGCGGGUGGAGGUGUCGGACGAGA